Vitis riparia (riverbank grape) is the source of this 550-nucleotide messenger RNA. RefSeq lists its product as uncharacterized. The record is from RefSeq and is a predicted model, not a curated record. The transcript is spliced from 3 exons. NCBI's taxonomy places the organism in Eukaryota, Viridiplantae, Streptophyta, Magnoliopsida, Vitales, Vitaceae. Bases 50 to 550 code for a protein of 166 amino acids.
AGAAGUAGUAGAGAAGCCAAUCCGUAGAGUUGAAGAUGCAACCCCACCAAUGCCAAUAGAACCCCAAAGCAAGGUUAGAAAAUGUGAGCUGGCCAUGGGGACAAAGGAAAAUAAAGUGGGUGGCGGAACAAUUAUACUUGAAUGUGGUCCCAACUAUUUAGUAGUUGUUGAUGUUCCUUAUGAUGCAAGUGCACCACUUCCCAUUCCUAUUCCUGGACAAACUACUACUGUUGGGGCUGCAAUUGGUUACCAAGUUUUGUGGCCAGCUCAUUUGGUCAGCAUCCAUACUCCCGUCUUGGCAUCUAAGAAAGGAAAGAAAGAAACAGUAAAUGAAGUUGAAGUGAAAUCCAAAAGUGAAAAACCACAAGAUGUCAAGAAUUUUGAGGCAUUGGUUGGCCUUAUGCUUGCAAGCUCGAGAGCACAACCUAUAGACUUCCCAAAUGAUGUUUUUGGUGAGAGUUUCAAGACCUUCCUGAUGAAAGAAGAUAUGGACAUGAUUAUAUCAUCAAAAGAAGUAUCAUCCAAUUGUAUCUUAUACUACAUCUGGUGA